UGCUGUCACUAUUCCAGUUCACACGGAGCAUUGAGGAGCAUCGGAAUGCGAUGAAAGUGUUCAAGUAACUUGUUGUAGUGAGAUCAUAGUAUAUUGAAACGUAGAAAGAGCAGGAACGGAACGUACGUAUGUCCUUGAUAGGACUAAGGUGAGGGCACGACAAUGGAGUGACACAAUAGAAGAAAGUUGAAGAAAAUUCACUUCACUUUAGUUAUUACUAUGGAAAGUAUUUAAUUUGGAAUGCGAAACUAACUACCGGAGUUAUGCCCCUUGGUGAGGACGCCUGCCAGGCGACAUACAAGAUCCUUAUCAUAGGUGACGCAUCGGUCGGUAAGACAGCUCUGUUGAGGACACUGAUUUCAGAACCGUUCCAGGAGAAAACAAGGCCGACGGUCGCUUUGGAUUUUGUGAGGAAAUCAUUUGAGGUAGAUGGUGCUUUUGUACAGUUGCACUUAUGGGACACAGCUGGUCAGGAGCGAUUCCACUCCAUAACAAAAUGGCACUACCGGGGCACCAAGGGUAUAAUGGUGGUGUAUGAUAUCACAGACAGGGAGACAUUUCAUCAUCUUUCUUACUGGAUAGACAGCGUCAACAAGGAUGUUGCCCAUAUCAACAACAGGUACGAGGCAGUACCACUAGUUAUAGUGGGAAACAAAGUGGACCUAUGUCGGGAUAGAAGAGUGAAGACCCGAGAGGGACAGAAGCUUGCAGAUAAGCACAUGGCUUUUGGAUUCUUUGAGACAAGUGCAAAGACGGGUGAAAAUGUGAUAGAUGCUUUCCAAAAAUUGGCGUAUCACGUGACUGACAUUUGUGAUCCAAGGCUUAUGAAGAGUUACCAUCCGAACAUGUUAAGGCCACCUGAUAUUGUACGCAAGACCGGAAGUACAAUGCGGCAAAUACUUCCAUCUGACAUGAUAGUUGGUGACAAUACAAAGGGAAAGAAACCGAAAAAGAAAAAGAAGAAAAAAUCAAAACACAAAUCUAAUGACAUUCAAAUGAGUACGCUUAGAAGGGAAGAUGGAACCACAAGUUGUGAAACAAAAAUUAAAACUGAUGAGUUACAAAAUGGGGAAAAUGGAACAAGGAAGGAGACAUCCAAACACAAAGGCGCAAUAAAAUUAAAACAUUGUGGUAAAACAAAGAUCCAGUGCUGUGUGAUAUCGUGAUAAUAUAUUGUGCUAUGUUUCGUGAUAAGAUCAUGUGCUGUGUGAUACCAUGAUAAGAUCAAGUGUUGUGUGCUAUCGUGAUAAGACACUAAGCUGUGUGACAUCGUAACUGUGGUUUUAUUAUCUAUUUCAUUAAAACCAGAUCAUAAGUUACCGUUGCUCUACAUUACUCUAACGUAAGUUGGGAGGUUCUAACCUAUAUCUAAGUAUUUUAAAGGACCAAUUACUAAUACUCUAUAAUUAUUAUAUGUUAUAUAUUGUAUCAAUGCCAUGUAUUCGCACAUACUGAACGGUUCAGUAAUCUUCGUCUGAAUUGAACAUAUUUGUGUGUCUAGUUUUGUCUAGUUGUGGUUAUGUACAGGGUAGCUAGAUGACAAAAUAUGAACAGUUCAAAUGCGCAGGAACAACUUUCUUACUGGUGUGAGUGUGGUCGUCGAAAUCAUUUGAAGGUUAGGUUGUCUGAUUGUUCUACCUACUUUGUACAUUGCGGUUAUAUCAGGUUUUGCUUCUCACUUCAAACAGAAUCGCUUUUGAAUGCCAGUCGGGUAAAAGGGAAAUUGACAUUUUAUAUGCCAUAUAAGUUGUACAUACCAUAGAUAAUUUUCAUCUUUAGAAUGGGAACAUGGAACGAAUAUAACUCGUAGAUAUUUGCGAUGCAUAAUAUAUAUCAACUGUUAUCUUCACUAUAGCAAAACGUUUCAUACAAUACAAAUACAAAAUACGUUUGUAAACAUUCUGUCUUGCAUUUUAUCCUGUACAAUUUGACAAGAAUACAAUAAAACUAGGAAAUCAAUGUUGACGUAUUUCUUUACGAAAUUCUCGGAAAUCAAAUCGUCGCAAAUGUAGAAAUUAGUGAAAUUAGUGUUUUAGUAAUCGUUACAAGUAAAUCUUCCACCAUCUAUAAUGCGUUAUUUUUGUAUC
Molecule: messenger RNA, 2087 nt
Organism: Mizuhopecten yessoensis (Yesso scallop)
Lineage: Eukaryota; Metazoa; Mollusca; Bivalvia; Pectinida; Pectinidae
Product: ras-related protein Rab-13-like
Exons: 9
Coding region: 264-1166 (300 amino acids)
Molecular function (GO): GTP binding; GTPase activity
Source: RefSeq, a predicted model, not a curated record